UCUCUAUUCUGUCUCCACCUCCUCUUUUUUUUUUCGCUUCCACUGAGAAUCUUUCGCCUUUUUCUCAUCCCGAGCUGCGCGUCCUUCCACCACUUGUUAUUUUACACCUUGGCCGCAGCCUGCAGGUGCCGUGAAUAAACCGUUUCAUCCUGUUUUUCCACCUUUUCUUAUUCUGGUGGCCAGCCUGUCAUCCCUGCUGCACCGGCGUGCCUUUCCUCUAUUUGCAUUUUUUUUUCUUCUUCUUCCUGCUGGGGAAACAAUAGUUUCUCCCAGCCGUAAAGGGGAAUCAUGACCACGGCGAAGGAAGGCAACGCUCCGUCGAAAACGGCUCACCAGCAAGAACAGGAGCUGGUGGGCAGUAACCCUCCGCAGAGGAACUGGAAGGGAAUAGCGAUCGCCCUUCUUGUCAUUCUGGUCAUCUGCUCGCUGAUCGUCACCUCCGUCAUCCUGUUGACACCAGGUGAGGACGACCGCCUGGCUCUGAAAGGGAAGGUGUCCGUUGGAGACCUGUUUAGAAAAGACUUCAAGGUGCAUGACCCCAACGCCAAGUGGAUAAGCAGUAACGAGCUGCUGUACCGUAAUCGUGAUGGCGAUGUCGUCAAGUUUAACGUCGACACGGACGAAAAGACCAUCUUGGUGCAUAACAAGAAGUUUGAAAUGUAUAAAGCCAGCAAGUAUGAGGUGUCUCCUGACAUGAAGCAUGUGCUGCUGGCCUACAACGUUGCACCGGUGUAUCAGCAUUCUUACACAGCCUUCUACAUCAUCUGCAGUCUGGAGACUCCGGAGACGUGGAACUUGAACCCUCCGGAGGUGCGAAACGCUCAGCUUCAGUACGCAGGCUGGGGACCCCGGGGACAGCAACUGAUCUUCAUUUUUGAGAACAACAUCUACUACCGGUCGACAGUGGAGAGCCGCUCCAUUCGUCUGGUGUCUACUGGAAAGGAAGGCGUCAUCUUCAAUGGGCUCAGUGAUUGGCUGUAUGAAGAGGAGAUUUUCCAGUCCCACAUUGCUCAUUGGUGGUCUCCAGAUGGUGCCAGGUUAGCGUACGCCACCAUCAAUGACACCCUGGUGCCCAGGAUGGAGCUGCCCAUGUUCACAGGAACACCCUACCCCAUGGGGAAGGAGUACCACUACCCUAAGGCCGGUGAAGAGAACCCGGUCAUCACUCUGUACGUCGUGAACCUGAACGGUCCUCUUCACACCAUCGAGAUGAGGAGGCCUGAUGAUCCCAGGAUCGGUGAGUACUAUGUGACCAUGGUGAAAUGGGCCACUUCCACCAAACUGGCAAUCAACUGGCUGAACAGAGCCCAGAACAUCUCCAUCCUCACGCUGUGUGAGGCCACGACGGGAGUGUGUACAAAGAAACAUGAGGAUGAGAGCGAAAGAUGGCUGCACAGACAGAAUGAGAAGCCUCUGUUUUCCAAAGAUGGGCUCAAGCUGUUCUUCAUUCGUGCCAUCCCGCAAGGAGGAAGGGGGAAGUUCUUCCACAUCUCCAUGUCUAUCUCACAGCCCAACACGAGCACGGACACACUGCAGUCCAUCACGUCUGGAGACUGGGACGUCACCCAAGUCCUGGCCUACAACGAGGAGAGCCAGUUGAUAUACUUCUUGAGCACUGAGGACGGUCCAAAGCGAAGACAUCUGUACAGUGCGGACACGUUUGGUUCAUUCAACCGCCGCUGUCUGUCGUGCGCCCUGACUGACAGCUGUGGAUACAUCAGCGGCUCCUUCAGCCACAACAUGAGCUACUUCCUGCUCAACUGCCAAGGCCGGGACAUCCCGUUUGUUUCCGUUUACAAGACACAGAGAGGCGCAGAGAGCGAGACGCAGGACAGAGAGAGUAUCGCAGAAGUCUACAAACUGGAGACCAACGAGAACCUGAGGCUGACCCUGGACUCCAUGCAGAUGCCCACGAUCGAGUACAAGGAGAUCAUCAUGGACGACUACACCUUGUCAUUGCAGAUCCUCAAACCUGCCAGCUUCAUGGAAGCGUCACACUACCCUCUGCUCCUGCUUGUAGACGGGACACCCGGUGGCCAGAUGGUGUCGGAGCGCUUUAGCUUGGACUGGGCCACGGUGCUGGUGAGCAGCUUCGGCGCUGUGGUUGUGCGCUGUGACGGCCGAGGGAGCGGCUUCCAGGGGACAAACCUGCUGCAUCGCAUCCAGAAGCAGCUGGGCGUGUACGAGGAGCAGAACCAGAAGGACGCACUCAAUUUCCUUUUGAAAGAGCCCUACAUUGACAAAACCAGAGUUGGAGCUUUUGGAAAGGUGUACGGAGGCUUUGUGACCAGCUUGUUGGUCAGUGGCGAGGAUUCGCCCGUGAAGUGUGGCGCUGUUCUUUCACCCAUCACCGACUUUGAAUUAUAUGCCUCUGCGUUUUCAGAGAGAUAUCUGGGACUGCCUAAACCUGAUCCAAGAGCGUACACGAUGGCAAAUUUAGCCCACAGAGCGUCUCAGUUCAUGGAUAAGAAGUUUCUCAUUAUCCAUCCAACAGCUGAUGAGAAAGUCCAUUUCCAGCACACGGCAAAAUUCAUCUCCCAGCUCAUCAAUGAAAAAGCCAACUACACCUUACAGAUCUACCCAGAUGAAGGCCACUUCAUCCACAGCGAAGCAACAAGGCAGCACCUCAGCCAGUCCCUGGUGAACUUCUUCGAGGAAUGCUUCAGACUACCAGAGAUCGUGUUUGAGGAGGUGCUGGAAGAGGAGAGUGAAGACGAGGGUUAGCUUGGCCUCCUGAUGCUUCUGUGCACCCCAGAAUAUUUCCCAAACCAUGCGUUUUUUCGAUUACCUGAACCUCCAUCCUGUCCCUGUGCUCCAGCACAACCUCAAGCAUACAGUCGUCCACAAUAUGCAACUCUCACCUGUCGUUGCUCAGUUUGAUUUUGGUUUGCAUUUUGGGCUCCCUGUGUCCGCAUGCUGAACCGGAGACUGCCUUUCCAGCAGACGGCCGAUCUACUUCUACAUCCGUCCUCCCAUCCUCUGCCCUGAGUUUAAAACUUUAAGGCCCUGCAGAGAGCCGACAAAGACCGAAGAGCUAACGUGAUGUUUUGGAAUAUACUGAUUGAUAAAACAUGGUGGUCUCCUCCACGGCAGGAUGGACCAGCUCCUUAAAAAGCAGAAGGAAGCAUCUGCUCUCACACAGACUUUUCAGAUGUGAGGGGAAAAAAAACCUUAUAGCACAUAACUCGUGGGCUUGUAUAUUAUUGAAAAACAGACGCCUGGUGAAAAAAACACUGGUUGCCAGUGUUCAUACUGCGUGUCUGGAAUUGUGCAGAUUCUGGAAAUGUAACUAUUUUUAAAGUCGUGAAGAACUUUCAUGUUGGACUGUGGUUGUGUCUGUUGUUCUUACAGUAUGUAAAAUAGCACACGAACAUUCACUCGGCUCUUACGGAUAUAUUUUCUUUUCAGUGUUCAUGUUCGCCCCGAUGUUCGUUUCAUCUCGUAGCUUUAUUUCAUGUUUUUUUUUCCAGAUUCGCUGCAGAAAUUCUGUGACAGGUUAACCUUUUAGAAGAUGAAAUAUGUCAUUGGUUUCUCAAAGUUCAUUUUAGACGGUUUUACUGUGAAGCGUCAAUUUUAACAAAUGUCUUUAAAAAAACAAAGCAUUACAUUGUUUUAGUCACUGUGCCUUACUUUGUCAGAAACAUCCUGCUGCAGGACGACACUUAUAAACCACUAUGACGCUAAUUUUAUAGAAAUAGUUUGACAUUUUGGGAAAGAAACUUUUAUUUGCUUUCAUGUUGACGGAUUAGAAGUUCAUCUUCUCUUUGGUCUUGAUUUUUAACAUAACAAUAUAGCUAGCAGCUGGCUAGCUUGGCUUACAGGUUUGAAAAUUGGUUAGCCUGGCCGUUAGCUUAUACUAAGCAAGAACUGCCUGUUUGCUCUGACUUUAACCAGCCGUACAUUUUACUGUAUCAUCAGAAUUCAACCCUAAAUUGUUCUUAUUCUUGUUUCAUUCAGAGGUUAUGACCUGGACUAUUUUUUUGCCUGUUUGUUGUGUCUAUGCUAGGCUAAGCUAAGCUAAACUAACAAUUUCCCUGGUUUUAGCUUAAUAUUUAUGGAAAGGUAUAUUUUUUCACCUAAUCCUUUACAAGAAAGCUAAUAAAUGAGUUUCCCAAAAUGGCAGCUGUAUUUAAAAUGUAAUAGCUAGUACACGUGGUUAGUUACUUUAAAAAGGCUAAUAUUUGAUUUUUGACCUGCAAGGAUUUUGAACUUUCAAAAUUACAAUUCUCUGGAGAAAUAGCCCAAAUCAUUACACCUUACUAAAAUGUACAGAAUCUGCAUGCAUCAUUGCUUAUACAAUGUGUAAGAAAGGUAGGUGAAGACACUUAUAACCAGUACAGAAACUGCAGUGUUAGAUAAUGAGAGUGGUCUGACUUUACUCUUAACUGACUUAAUUGAGAGAAUACAUUGAUUAAAGCUCACAUAUUAUACAAAAUACACUUCGUAAACACUUUAAUAUGUGUCCCUAUUCUGUCUUCGAACCCCAUGAUUAUGAGAAAAGUCCUUCCUCUCCUUCUGCCUGCUCCACUUUUCAGAAAAUGUGUGCUCAAACAGGUCGUUUGCAGAUUUUCCCUUUGUGACAUCACAAAGGAGAGUAGCCCCUCCCCCGGGUGGAUGACACUCCAACAGCAAGGUGUUUGUUCUGCCCCUUUGAGUCCGCCUUCUCACUGUAAACAAUCUGGCAUGGUGCGUGAAAAUGCCAGCCACAUCCCCUUCCAGAGAGGGGGCGUGGUCAGACACAGCUCAUUUGCAUUUAAAGCUACAGACACAGAAACAGCCUGUUCUGAGCAGGACUGAAAUAGAGGGGUUUAUAGACGUGAACAAAUAAAUGAUGGGAGUGGACUUUGGGCAAGAAACUUUGCAGACAUGUUUUUGGGAGACUUAUUUAAACGUGUUACAAAAGGAGGAUAAUAUGUGACCUUUAAGGUUGAGGGCAAAAAGCCGGUAGGAUAGUGUAGUACCCUGAGAAAUGAUCUAUAAAAAUGAGUGAACUUAAUCAAAUGAAGAAAUUCAAGCAAGCAACAUGACAAUUUCUUGAGGCACAUGUUUAAUUUCCCAUGAUUUUAAUUUCUUAUUAGAAUGGCCAUUUGUGUUGCGUUUCAGUGCAUGUUACGAGGUUAAUUGCAGCACUCGCCCUGAUAGCUCAGUUCCACUUGGUCAUUUUGACAUCUUGAAUGUUCCUUACUGGAUUGCAUUAAUUACAUUUCCAGUACUAUUGUGAUUGAGAUCCCAGUCUCGUCAGCUUGAUGUGUAAAUGUUAUUCAAAUAUCAUUUUAUUCUAAAAAAAAAAAAAAGAAAAAGAAAAAAAAAAAAAGAGAAAGAAAACAAUAUUACCUGAGUGUUAUUUGUGCAUAAAGCAUUUUGGAAGAUACAUCUGACUAUUCAUUUCUGUUCUCCUGUUGCUGUCCUUGAAUUCAGUUGAAGUUGGACUUUACAAACGCAAAGUGGCAAACGUUGAACUUUCCUGCCAGUUAUCGAAGACUUUUUCCAAGACGCUCAACUUUGUAAUCCAAAGCAUAGAAGGAGAUUGAUGUCAGACUGUGGCAUGAAGGUCAAUGUUAGAAUAAAACAAUAGAUAUUUUAUCAGC
Messenger RNA from Labrus mixtus (cuckoo wrasse), 5588 nucleotides. It is a transcript of the gene dpp6a, whose product is annotated as dipeptidyl-peptidase 6a. Gene Ontology annotation, biological process: proteolysis. NCBI's taxonomy places the organism in Eukaryota, Metazoa, Chordata, Actinopteri, Labriformes, Labridae. The record is from RefSeq and is a predicted model, not a curated record. The transcript is spliced from 26 exons. Bases 289 to 2724 code for a protein of 811 amino acids. Gene Ontology annotation, molecular function: serine-type peptidase activity; dipeptidyl-peptidase activity.